This is a messenger RNA of Exophiala spinifera, 528 nucleotides long. RefSeq lists its product as uncharacterized. Gene Ontology annotation, biological process: deadenylation-dependent decapping of nuclear-transcribed mRNA. NCBI's taxonomy places the organism in Eukaryota, Fungi, Ascomycota, Eurotiomycetes, Chaetothyriales, Herpotrichiellaceae. Gene Ontology annotation, cellular component: Lsm1-7-Pat1 complex; P-body. The transcript has 2 exons. The record is from RefSeq and is a predicted model, not a curated record. Bases 1 to 528 code for a protein of 175 amino acids. Gene Ontology annotation, molecular function: RNA cap binding.
AUGGAGAAGCUCAGUCUGAAAGAUGCCCCUACUCCGGGCUCGCCACGGCGAGGACCAUCGCUAUCAGGACCACCACAAGGCCCUCCUCAGCUGCCCCCGCAAAUGUUCACGACUGCGGCGCAGCUGCUCGAUCUUACAGACAAAAAGCUCAUGCUCGUUCUUCGAGACGGACGCAAGCUCUCCGGCAUCCUGCGCUCAUGGGAUCAGUUCGCCAACCUUGUCCUCACGAACACGAACGAACGUUACUUCGUCACCACGACUGAGCAGCCCAAACCGAGGAACCUCUACUGCGAUGUUGCGCGCGGCACCUACCUCGUCCGAGGCGAGAACGUGCUCUUGCUGGGCGAAGUUGACCUGGACAAGGACGACGAGCCGCCGGCGGGAUGGGAGCAGGGCAACGCCGACGAGGUCUUUGAGCUGCAUCGUGCCGCCGAGGCAGAGAGGAAGCGCAGAGACAAGGCCAAGGCCCGAAAAGCCGGGAAUCUCUGGGGCGGAGACAUGGAAGGUAGCGGCGAGGUUCUAUUCUAG